Messenger RNA from Lacerta agilis (Sand lizard), 1612 nucleotides. RefSeq names its product sarcospan (gene SSPN). The transcript is spliced from 3 exons. Gene Ontology annotation, cellular component: sarcolemma; dystrophin-associated glycoprotein complex. The coding region runs from base 62 to 805 and encodes 247 amino acids. The record is from RefSeq and is a predicted model, not a curated record. NCBI's taxonomy places the organism in Eukaryota, Metazoa, Chordata, Lepidosauria, Squamata, Lacertidae.
CCAAGCCCACCAAGCACGCCUGCCUGCGGGGGGCCUUUUGUUUUUUUAAAUUCCUGAAAGUAUGGGCAAAGAAGAGACGAAAGCUCAGGCGUCCCCUCGGAGCGCGAGUCAGGCCGGGCAAGAGAGAAACGGCGAGCCCGGAGGAGCAGCCAUGAAGGCGAAGGAGGGCCACGGGGAUCCCCCGGCGGGCCGGCGGGAGGAAGCGCCCACGUGCUGCGGCUGCCGCUUCCCGCUGCUGGCGGCUCUCUCGCAGCUGGCUCUGGGCGCCUCGGUCUCGGUGCUGGGCUUCCUCAUGGCCGGCAUCAGCUCGUCUCUGCUAGUCAGAGACACUCCAUAUUGGGCGGGCAUCCUCGUCUGCGUGGUGGCCUUAUUGGGACUAGUGAUGCUAUGUGUUUCUUACCAACCGGAUGAGAAGACCUGCGUGCAGUUUGCCAUCAAGGUUGCAUACUUUCUGCUGAGCGCUCUGAGUCUGAUUGUCUGUGUUUUGGCAGUAGCUUUUGCUGCCUACUGUUAUUCACAGAUCACACAGUUUACCUGCGAAACCAUCACUGAGGCCUGUCAGUGUAAAUUGGAAACAGUGGAUCCCCUCAGCAGAACCUUCAUGUACAAGAAUGUAUCCAACUGUACCGACAUCACCAAUACUUUCAACCUUUACUUGCUGAUCCAGAUAGUGCUUAACGUCCUUGCAGCAAUUGUGGGCUUCACAGUGUGUUUUGUGAUGUGGAAAGACAGAUACCAGGUCUUUUAUGUAGGCAUCUGGCUACAGUCCUUAACUACUACUGAAGUCCAACAACAGAAAGUAUAGGUAUACAGGCUGUGCUGAGAAGAACAGUACUGUAAAUCAUCAUCAUCCCACCACCCAAUGGAUGGCUGUUCAUAAAACUGGGGAAGGGAGAGAGAAUGUGCUCAAUUAAUAUUAUUGGUUCAGAGAAAUUAUGUGAAGUUUCUGUAAUAACAGUUACCAGACCCUCUGCCACAUCUCCUAGGUGCACCAAGGAGAUCCCUGCCUGUUUCCCUUUCUAGAUCAGGAACUGCAGGCAUUAUUUGCCUAUACAUUGAAAUGUGGAUGUCAUCUAUCCGUAUUGCUUUCAUUGCACAUUCCCCAUCUACUUUCUGGUGCAACUAGUCAUGGGCAAAUACUUUUUUUAAAGUGCAAGUCAAGUUGGAUUGGAGUAGUUAUGUUUUUAAGGUUAAGCUUACGGUUACUGAGCCAAGAGGUAACUACUGUACUUACCUCUAGGUAGCAGUACCUCAGGGGGGCUACUUCUAGUGUAACAUGAGGACCAAGGGCAAGUACCCCAGGAUUAAAUGCCAAAAAGACAAGCCCCAUAUACCCUUUCCCCCAAAAUAUGUUUUUACAUAGAUGGAUUUUCAAUUCACAGAAUAGCAGCUUGGUUAGCCUGUUCUCCAUGGUUGCUCAAAAUAACAUGCAUAUCUUCUGCUGAAAUGGUCAGGUCAAACUGUGUGGUCAUGUAUAGUGGUGGGCAUAGACCCAUCCCAUUAUGCUUUGCCAGUGUGGAACAUAGCCAUGGAAUGUGUCCUAAGAGCUUGGGUGGGGGAUAGAUACAGUGCAACAUGUAAACCAGACCUAUUGUGAAAGAAAGUUUCUAGA